AUGGCUCCAAUGGCUGGAAUGGCUCCAAUGGCUGGCAUGGCUCCAAUCGGCUUAGGAGAGGCUUAUGUACGACUCCUGCUAUCACAUGGAGCCGAUGUGGAAGCUAGGAACGAUCGACAACAGAGCAUUCUGGACCUGACUGUUGACGCAUUGGACAGCAGUGUUGACGCUCUAGUCGAAUACGGCGUCAAUUUAGAAGCUAGAGACGCAAAUGGUCAAACUGCGUUUUUGAAAGUCGUCGGAAAAAGACGUGACACUCGAGCUGGAGUGGAGAUGCUCAUUGGACUUGGGGUUGACGUCCACGCAAAAGACAAUAGGGAACAAACUGUUCUCCAUCUUUAUCUUCGCCCGCAUGGAUAUUAUCGUCGCUCGCAUAAAUAUUAUCGUGGCUCGAGUGAUGGAACACUACGGCGUUUGCUAGAGCUUGGAGUGGAUGUAAACGCUAGAGAUCAGAGUGGAAAAACAGCCUUGGUGCUUGCUGUGGAAAACACCGAUAACCCACAAUUCAAGUUGCUGCUUGAGUUCGGGGCCGUCUUCGGAGCAGAGAGGAAACCAUCAUCAACUAAGGCUGCCGCUCAUAGGAACAUAGAGUUGGUGAAUUCACUGCUUCGCAUGGGGCAAGAUCCAAACCUGUUGAAAAAAGCGAACCGAGUGCCAUAUUUUUAG
Molecule: messenger RNA, 666 nt
Organism: Letharia lupina
Lineage: Eukaryota; Fungi; Ascomycota; Lecanoromycetes; Lecanorales; Parmeliaceae
Exons: 2
Coding region: 1-666 (221 amino acids)
Molecular function (GO): protein binding
Source: RefSeq, a predicted model, not a curated record